CUGGAAUGUGACGUAAUUACCAUCAGCAAGGACAUUCAAUAAAUAGUUUAUUGGUGCUUAAUCAGCAUCGAUAUAAGGUGGCACGACGCGGGUCAAUACAUGCAUUAAAAAGUGGUUGAAUAUAAAGUAAAAUAUGGAUUCCAACCCAAAUGAUGGCAAAGAAGGCGAGAAAGGAAACAUUGACACAGAAAUAGACAUUGAGGAAAACACAAUUGACGCCCCGGACGGUGGAUGGGGCUGGCUGGUCGUCCUGGGGUCGUUUAUCAUCCAUGCAAUACAAGGCGGUUUAGAACGUAGCAACGGUAUACUUUACCUUCAAAUGCGACACCAUUUUGGACAGAGCGCCACAGACACGGCUUGGGUCUUAUCUCUGUACUCACUCAUCUGUAGAUUCGUAGGCCCUAUUUCAAGUGGACUAUGUACCAGGUACUCUUUCCGCGUAGUCACUUUUCUUGGAGUAAGCCUGACGGUUGCUGGAAUGCUCUCUUCCGGUUUUGUACCCACCGUCCAGUACCUGUACCUGACAUAUGGCCUCGUUGUGGGGGUGGGGUGUUCCCUUUCCUAUACCGCCUGCAUACUUGUUGUCGGCCACUACUUUAAUACCAGAAGAGGCAUUGCAAUUGGUGUUGCUGCAUCAGGGGUUGGAUUUGGAUGUUUUGCGUGGCCGCCAGUACUGCGUGCUUUAUUUGAAUAUUUUGGAUUUAGAGGAGCUUUUCUGAUUAUUGGUGCUAUAGUCAGCCACGUUUACAUUUGUGGAAUGUUGUUCAUGCCUUUAAUUAGAAGAAAAGUCAGGAUUCAACUCCACAAAAUAACUCCUGAUAAAGAUAAGAAUGAAACAACGGUAACUCUGUUGUCACAGGAGAUAAAAAGCAAACAAUUGAAUGAAGCAAUAAGCAAGCAUUGUGAAAACAGUAGUGAAAACAGUAAGAUGUUGUCAUCGGACAGUAAAACUGCAAAGACAGAACAUAUACCAAAGAGACGUUUCAUUGAUUUAACACUGUUUCGGAACUAUGCAUUUACCACCAUGUGUGGACAAAUGGUGUUAUUUGCCCUUUCAUACAACCUGACAUUUGUGUAUCUACCAGCCUUAGCCAAGGACCAGGGCAUCUCGGAACUGGAAGGAUCCUACUUGAUCUCAAUCACAGGAGUGUUUGACAUGAUUGCUCGUAUAUCCAUGUCGGCUUUGCUAGACACUAAGCAUGUCAAACCGUAUCGUUUAAUAGCAUAUAACUUGACACUUUUCGUUACCGCUGCGUUGACUGUUGCCAUGCCGUCUCUACACAGUUUCUUCCAUUUUGCCUUCACUUGUGCUCUAUUUGGUUUCGUUUCUGGAACGUACAUUUCUCAAUUGGCUCUCAUAAUGGUGGACAUUUUGGGAAUCAGCAAUUUGGCGAGCGCAUUUGGUCUCAACCAGUUAUUUCAGGGAAUUGGUAUGCUUCUUGGCCCAGUGAUCGGAGGAUUGAUAAGAGACUUCCUGGGCAAUUAUUACCUGUCGUUCUACUGCGGUUCUGCAUCAACAUUUGCAGCGGGUCUGCUCUUGAUGACAGGAAACAUCUGGUUACGCAGGCGCGGAAAGGCGUUAUAGUGACCGUUUUUCAGCAAUAUUUUAAAAACUGCAUGUUUUAUCGUAUUCCAUAGUGUUCAUAUACAACCAUUUCAGCUAAUAAAAUAUCUACGUUUA
Molecule: messenger RNA, 1681 nt
Organism: Mya arenaria
Lineage: Eukaryota; Metazoa; Mollusca; Bivalvia; Myida; Myidae
Product: monocarboxylate transporter 12-B-like
Exons: 6
Coding region: 134-1585 (483 amino acids)
Biological process (GO): monocarboxylic acid transport; transmembrane transport
Molecular function (GO): monocarboxylic acid transmembrane transporter activity
Source: RefSeq, a predicted model, not a curated record